Fomitopsis serialis is the source of this 588-nucleotide messenger RNA. RefSeq lists its product as uncharacterized. The coding region runs from base 1 to 588 and encodes 195 amino acids. Gene Ontology annotation, molecular function: protein binding. The transcript is spliced from 2 exons. The record is from RefSeq and is a predicted model, not a curated record. Lineage: Eukaryota; Fungi; Basidiomycota; Agaricomycetes; Polyporales; Fomitopsidaceae.
AUGAACGUCAUUAUUGCCGCCCUCGCGCCCGACCCGCCACCGUCGCCGCUGCUCGACCUCCCCACCGAGCUCAUCGUCCGCAUCCUCGCCCGCCUCCCCUGCCCCGCCUUACUCUCCUGCAGACUCGGCAACCGAUCGCUCCGCACCCUCAUUGACGCCGACACAAGCCUCCAAUACACCAUCGAGCUCUAUGCCGCCGGGGCAGUCGACAACCCCGCGUCGCGCCAUGUCCUGGCUGACCGCCUGCGCAUUUUGAAGGAGCGGGAGAGAGCAUGGCACCGCUUGGAGUUCUCUCGGAUUGCGCAGAUUCAGGUGCCACACAACCCCUCGAGCAUCUACGACCUCACCGGCGGGAUGUUCCUGCUCGGCGAGUCCUACUCGCGAAUGCUGCCGGCUUGGAGGUCUACGGACGCCACGCGAUCCAUCAAUCUGCGCGCGGCGUUGAAGGCCGAUAGCACUGCGGACGUUCUGGACGGCCUGUGGGCACAUAUAGACAUCCACUCGAAGAUCAUGGACGUCGGGAUCGCCGCGCAGGAACAUGACUUGAUCGCAAUCGUGACUUACUCUCACCGCGGGCAAAGCAGCUAA